Messenger RNA from Marchantia polymorpha subsp. ruderalis, 1891 nucleotides. Lineage: Eukaryota; Viridiplantae; Streptophyta; Marchantiopsida; Marchantiales; Marchantiaceae. The record is from the annotation of a GenBank genome assembly.
UGUUGCGUGGGAGCAGGGAAGCGCAGAGUAGCGAAGAGAAGCCGAGACGAGGGAGGGAGGGAGGAAGGGAGGGAGGGAGAGACAGGAGGACAGCAGUCAGAGCAGCUCGGGGAGGAGUUGGUGUAUGACUGACGACGGUGGGGGCGGAGGACGAGAAGGACGAGAAGGAUUGCGUGACGGGAGCUCGGAAGCGCAGGGAAUUGCCGAGGUUGGAGAGGAGAGGAGAGGAGAGGAGAGCGCGGGGCGGAAUUCGAAGGAAUUCGUGUGAUCGACCCGAUUCGGCGCUGAUUCGGAUUGGUGGAGAAGGACGGGGUGAUGAGCGGGAGGUCGAACAGGGAUGAGAAUCUGAGCAGCAGCAGAGGUUGCGCGUGGUACGAACUCCGCGAGGGUAGGAGAAAGUGGUGCAUGCGUUUGGAGCUCUGCCGGGUGGAAUCCUUGCGGGCGUGACAUAGGGCGCGGGAGCGAUUGGGGGAUAUGCUUUUGUAGAUAGGAGCUCAGUCGACGGGACCAAUGAAGAUAUCUUCGAAAUCUCGGGACGCCGAUGCGCACCUAGGGUCCAUGGAGAUCGGCACCCCGCUGCAUUCGAGACUCAAGACCUUCCCCUCCACGAGAAAGCGACUGAAUGUCGAAACGGAAGAGAGCUACAGACAAGACGAGUCGAUGGUGGUCACGCCUCCGAAUGGAACCAGGACGCCAGCCCGUCUGCGUCUGUCGGUGAGCAGGAAGUCUCGAGAGUCGAGAACGUACCCAGAAUAUGAGGAUGGUCACGAUGGCUACGACGCUCCCUACGUUCACGAUGCUCACGAUAGUGACGGUAGCCUGAGAGAAGAGUAUCCCAUGACGGAUCGCAGGCGAGCAUUGUUUGAGCCUCUGGGACCUGCAAUGAGGGGUCCUCGAGACGGCUCGCCCGACAGUUUACUUCCUCCUCCCGACUUCGAGACCGCUUCUUAUCCUCGAGGCUGGGUGGUGGGAAAGAAACGCAAGCUCGUCAAUGUGGAUGUCGUGGAGAGCAUGCGCCGGAUUGCAGUACAUGAGAUGAACCGGAAGGAUCGUGAGAUCAACGGGCUGAAUGAACAACUGGAAGAGGAUGCUCGUACCAUGGAACAUUUACAGUUGCAGCUUCAGUCGGAGCGCAACAAACGUGUCCAGACUGAGCGAGAAAACAACAUGUUGCAAGGGCAAGUGAAGAUGCUCAUGAACAUGCUAAACGAAGCUGAGGAAGGCGAUGACAUGCACGGGUAGUGGGUACAGCUUGUUCUCAGGAUUUUUCUCAAAGAAGUGGAGGUAGGGUGGGUUUUGUACACAUAAACGACUUUUUAGAGAACGGACUCGCAGGUAUAUUCAUUUAGUUGAGUUAUUCGGGGGAUGGUUGGGACUCAGUAUAUAUGUAGCCAAACCUUGUUGGAAGUUUCUUGCCAUCAGACUUACAUUGGAGGGGUUCCUUGCCACCUCUCCAGUGCCAGGGCACCUUUUGAAGACGUUCUCUCUAAGCAAAGGCCACACACAGAGAACGCACAGCGUGUUCCUGAGGUAGACUUGGGUACCACAGUCAAUUGGGGUCGGGAGAAUUACCCUCACUAUUUCUAGUAUCACUUCCAACUACCAGUUCCUAUAACGUCGCCAGGCAGCUGCUGGAGUUGUGUAUCUUGGACACAGCGUCGGCCAGCAGCUGCCGACCACAGCUUUGUGAUAAAUGAGGUACAGAAAACAAAAAUUUAAAUCACCAGGUGCUUGGAGGCUGAAAAGGUAGUCAAGACUGAACUGUCCUAUUUGUUUCCAGACCACAGUUCUUGUAAUUUUUCAAUAACUGCUAUUUGAAGUCUGAUGUAAUUUUAUACGACCCUUGGGCACUGAAAUGACAAUGCCGUCACAUAAUUUAAGUUGUACAUUC